AGCAGCACCAUGCCACCCAAAGCCCCGCCCCCGGCCCCGCGCAAGCCUGGCCGCGUCACCGUCUACCGUGCCGUGUAUCCGUACACUGCGCAGCAUUCGGACGAGCUGAGCUUUGAGGAGGGGGAGAUGAUCUACGUUCAGGAAAAGCAAGCUGACGGCUGGUACCGCGCCACCAUUGGGGGAAAGUCGGGCAUCAUUCCUGGCAACUACGUCGAGGCGGAUGGCAAUGCAGAGGCCAUUGAUAACCCACUGCAUGAUGCUGCCAAGCGUGGCAAUCUCAGUUACUUACGGGAGAGUCUUGCAGCUGGCGUGUCCCCAAACGCACUGGACAAGGCAGGCUCGACGCCACUGCACUGGGCAGCGCGUGGUGGGCAUUUAGAGUGUGUACAGGAGCUUCUUGGUCAACCCACCGUACGCGUCGAUGUGCAAAAUAAGCUUGGCGAUACGCCCCUGCACAACGCGGCUUGGAAGGGAAGUGCUGAGGUCGUCCUGGCCCUGCUCGAGCACAAGGCUGAUCGAAGCAUCGUCAAUAGCAAUGGCGAAACCCCUUUUGCAUUGGCCAAGGCGAAGAGCCCCGAUUGCGCUCGGUAA
Monosiga brevicollis MX1 is the source of this 591-nucleotide messenger RNA. RefSeq lists its product as uncharacterized. The transcript is spliced from 6 exons. Gene Ontology annotation, molecular function: protein binding. Gene Ontology annotation, biological process: signal transduction. Lineage: Eukaryota; Choanoflagellata; Craspedida; Salpingoecidae. The record is from RefSeq and is a predicted model, not a curated record. The annotation marks the transcript as partial.